GCCUCGCGCCGGACCCGCGGGUGCGUCACUUCCGGCUUCUGCUGCCCGCCUCGCCUCCACUUCUCCCCGGUGCGGGGGGAGGCUGCGGAAGCCGGCUGCAGAAUGACGCCCACGUUUCGCUCCAGCUGAUCCCAGCCUCCCUUGGGACAGGGAAGGGAAAUGGCUGCAGAGGAGCCAGUCCAGGCGUUCCAGUUUCCAAACCUGAUGUCAUCUCCCAGGUGGAAGAAGGGGAAGAGCCAUUGGUCCCAGACCUCCAGGAUUCAGAGGAAAAAGAGAUCCUGAGAGCUCCCUGCACAGGUGAUGUGAUGGUGAGUGAGAAUGAGGAGCAGAAGUCUCAGCAGGAAGAUGCUGAGCAAGUGGAAUCACACGGAGCAUUAUCGCAAAGAUCCAAAGAGAAAGUGCCCACGAUUCAUGAGCAGGGAAAAGUCUUGGAGAUUCAGCGUAGUCCAGAGAGUGAGCAAGGAAACCAACCAGGGGAGAAAAUGGGAAAAUUAAUUUACUCUUGGGGAACUCACAAGGACCUCAAAGAAACCACAGCCCAGCAGAAAAUCCUCAGAGGAAAGAGAAAAUAUACAUGCAGUGAGUGUGGGGCAAACUUCAGUGACUGCUCAGCCCUUAUUGCUCAUCAGAAAAUCCACACAGGAGAGAAACUCUAUGAAUGCUGUGAGUGCGGGAAAAGCUUCAAUCGCAGCUCACACCUCACUCGACAUCUGAGAAUCCACAUGGGAGAGAGACCCUAUGAAUGCAGUGAGUGCGGGAAAACCUUCAAUUGCAGUUCACAGCUCACUAGACAUGAGAUAAUCCACACAGGAGAGAGACCCUAUGAAUGCCAUGAGUGUGGAAAAACCUUCACUCUCAGCUCAUAUCUUACUACACAUGAGCGAAUGCACAGAGGGGAGAGGCCCUUUCAGUGCUCUCAGUGUGGGAAAAGCUUCACUAGGAGCUCAUCCCUUAUUAGACAUGAGAGAAUGCACACGGGAGAGAGACCCUAUAAAUGCUGUGAGUGUGGGAAAACCUUCACUUCCAGCUCAAACCUUAUUCAACAUCAGAGAAUCCACACAGGGGAGAGGCCCUAUGAAUGCAGUGAGUGCGGGAAAGCCUUCAAUUGCAGCUCCGAGCUCACUAGACAUGAGAGAAUCCACACAGGAGAGAGACCCCAUGAAUGCAGAGAGUGUGGGAAAAGCUUCACUCUCAGGUCAGAUCUUACUACCCAUGAGAGAAUCCACACAGGGGAGAGGCCUUUUCAAUGCUCUCAGUGUGGAAAAAGCUUCACUAGGAGCUCAGACCUUACUAGACAUGAGAGAAUCCACACGGGAGAGAGACCCUAUGAAUGCUGUGAGUGUGGGAAAAGCUUCAUUUCCAGCUCAAAACUUAUUCAACAUGAGAGAAUCCACACAGGGGAGAGACCCUAUAAAUGCGGUGAGUGUGGGAAAGCCUUCAGUUGCAGUUCAAAGCUCACUAGACAUGAGAGAAUGCACAGGGGGGAGAGACCUUAUGAAUGCUGUGAGUGCGGGAAAACCUUCACUUACAGCUCAGAUCUUACUACCCAUGAGAGAAUCCACACAGGAGAGAGGCCCUUUCAAUGCUCCCAGUGUGGGAAAACCUUCACUAGGAGCUCAGAUGUCACUAGACAUGAGAGAAUUCACACAGGAGAGAGACCCUAUGAAUGCAGUGAGUGUGGGAAAAGCUUUAUUUCCACCUCAAAUCUUAUUAAACAUCAGCGAAUCCACACUGGGGAGCGCCCCUUUAAAUGCGGUGAGUGCGGGAAAACCUUCAAUUGCGGCUCACAGCUCACUCGACAUGAGAGAAUCCACAUGGGAGAGACACCCUAUGAAUGCUGAGAGUGCGGGAAAACCUAUACUCUCAGCUCACACCUUACUAGAUAUUGGAGAAUCCACAUGGGAGAGAGAUCCUAUGAAUGUGAAUUCGGGAAAACCUUCAA
Malaclemys terrapin pileata is the source of this 1942-nucleotide messenger RNA. RefSeq names its product zinc finger protein 345-like. Gene Ontology annotation, biological process: central nervous system development; regulation of transcription by RNA polymerase II. Lineage: Eukaryota; Metazoa; Chordata; Testudines; Emydidae. The record is from RefSeq and is a predicted model, not a curated record. The transcript has 4 exons. Gene Ontology annotation, cellular component: nucleus. Gene Ontology annotation, molecular function: RNA polymerase II cis-regulatory region sequence-specific DNA binding; DNA-binding transcription factor activity, RNA polymerase II-specific. Bases 306 to 1841 code for a protein of 511 amino acids.